Fragaria vesca subsp. vesca is the source of this 1106-nucleotide messenger RNA. RefSeq names its product 2-hydroxymuconate semialdehyde hydrolase-like. The record is from RefSeq and is a predicted model, not a curated record. The coding region runs from base 1 to 1026 and encodes 341 amino acids. The transcript has 6 exons. Gene Ontology annotation, cellular component: chloroplast. Lineage: Eukaryota; Viridiplantae; Streptophyta; Magnoliopsida; Rosales; Rosaceae. Gene Ontology annotation, molecular function: chlorophyllase activity. Gene Ontology annotation, biological process: chlorophyll metabolic process.
AUGAAACUCAACUCUUCAUCUUCAUCUUCAUCAUCUAGAACUGCAGCAAAGGCAACUAGUGCUGGUGCCGCCGCAGCCGCCGACGAUGUAGUGUUGGAAUUGGAGCUGGGAGAGAUCAAGGACAAGUACAUGAAGUGGAACUGGAAGGGGCAGUACGCCAUCAACUACGUCGUUUCACAUCCAGAGAACGCAAAUCCGAAUCCAAAUACUCCUCCUCUUCUUCUUGUUCAUGGCUUCGGCGCCUCCAUUCCUCACUGGCGCAGAAAUAUUAAGACAUUGGCCAAGAAUUAUACCGUUUAUGCUAUUGACCUGAUCGGGUUUGGUGCCUCAGAUAAGCCGAUAGGCUUUUCAUACACCAUGGAGAAAUGGGCUGAGUUAAUCUUGGAUUUCUUGGAUGAAGUUGUUCAGAAGCCUACUGUUUUGAUAGGCAACUCUGUGGGAAGCCUUGCAUGUGUAAUUUCUGCCUCAGAAUCUAAGCAAGGACUGGUGCGAGGCCUAGUGCUUUUAAAUUGCUCUGGUGGGAUGAAUAACAAGGCCAUUGUUGAUGAUUGGAGGAUCAAGCUGAUCUUCCCUUUGCUCUUGCUAAUCGACUUCUUGUUGCAGCAACGACCUAUUGCUUCCUUCAUCUUUGAACGUGUUAGACAGAGAGAAAGUUUAAGAAAUAUCUUAUCGUCGGUAUAUGCUAACAAAGAAUCCGUGGAUGACGAAUUAGUUGAGAUCAUCAUGGAACCAACAAAUGACCCGGGUGCAUUGGAUGCCUUUGUCUCGAUCGUCACAGGUCCACCGGGACCGAACCCGGUCCAGUUGAUACCAGGCAUCUCCCUACCCAUUCUAGUCUUAUGGGGCGAUGAAGACCCGUUCACUCCUCUUGAUGGGCCUGUUGGGAAAUACUUCUCUUCCUUACCUUCUCAGCAAUCCAAUGUGAGCCUCUCCGUUUUGCAAGGAGUUGGGCAUUGCCCCCACGAUGACAGGCCCAAGUUGGUACACGACAGACUUCUUCCCUGGUUGGCGAAUCUUUCUACCUAAUCUCAUAAUAAUCCAGUUGUAUGAUUGAGACUUUGCUCUAUCACCAAACAUAUAUAUAGAAGGAGAAACAUCUUCCUCAU